Messenger RNA from Etheostoma spectabile (orangethroat darter), 3076 nucleotides. It is a transcript of the gene kcnj9, whose product is annotated as potassium inwardly rectifying channel subfamily J member 9. Gene Ontology annotation, molecular function: inward rectifier potassium channel activity. Lineage: Eukaryota; Metazoa; Chordata; Actinopteri; Perciformes; Percidae. Gene Ontology annotation, biological process: regulation of monoatomic ion transmembrane transport; potassium ion import across plasma membrane. The record is from RefSeq and is a predicted model, not a curated record. Gene Ontology annotation, cellular component: plasma membrane. The transcript is spliced from 7 exons. The coding region runs from base 1 to 1491 and encodes 496 amino acids.
AUGGCGCUGGAGAACUCGGUCUUCCCCUCGUGCCCAGAUUCUCUCUCACUCCCUGUGGAGGAGAAGGUGGAAGGAGAAGAAGUUGAGGUGGCCACUGAGGCCACCGCCUCCACCGGAGUCUUCAACCUAUUGGGGGAGCUGGGCCACGUUGUCACCACGGAGACAGCACCGUCACCUCCACCCUUAGCCAAGGUGAACAGGUCUUUCCAGGCCAAGCUGGCUGAGCGGGAAGCCCAAGCCAAUGAGCCCAGGAAGAAGACCCAGGGGACGGAGAAGGAGAGGGGACGAUUCGGCUGGGUUCGGACUCGGCGUAAGAGACAGCGCUAUGUGGAGAAGAAUGGCCGCUGCAACGUGCAACACGGUAACAUGCGGGAAACUUAUCGCUUCCUGACUGACAUCUUCACCACGCUGGUGGACCUCAACUGGCGCUGCUCGCUCUUUGUCUUCGUCAUGGCCUACGCCGGCACGUGGCUCUUCUUCGGGGCCAUCUGGUACCUCAUAGCCUACUGUAGGGGGGAUCUGGACCAUCUGGAGGAUGAGACGUGGACGCCAUGCGUUAACAAUGUCAAUGGCUUCAUCUCGGCCUUCCUCUUCUCCAUCGAGACGGAGACCACCAUUGGCUACGGCCACCGCGUCAUCACAGACCAGUGUCCAGUUGGCACCAUGCUGCUGCUGCUGCAGGCCAUCCUGGGCUCAAUGGUCAACGCCUUCAUGGUCGGCUGUAUGUUUGUGAAGAUCUCACAGCCCAACAAACGGGCCGAGACGCUGGUGUUCUCCAAACACGCCGUCAUCUCUCUGAGAGACGACAAGCUAUGUCUGAUGUUCAGGGUGGGCGACCUGCGGAGCUCCCACAUCGUCGGGGCCAACAUGAGGGCCAAGCUCAUCAAGUCUAAACAGACCCAGGAGGGUGAGUUCAUCCCUCUGGACCAGACAGACAUAAGCGUGGGCUUUGAGACGGGCGACGACCGUCUCUUCCUGGUCUCUCCGCUGGUCAUCUCCCACGAGAUUGACGUCCAUUCUCCCUUCUGGGACAUGUCGCAGGCCCAGCUGGAGAAAGAGGACUUUGAGAUCGUGGUCAUCUUGGAGGGAAUGGUGGAGGCAACCGGGAUGACGUGCCAGGCGAGGAGCUCCUAUCUAGCCGAGGAGGUGUUGUGGGGUCACAGGUUUAGUCCCAUGAUGUCGCUGGCGGAGGGCUUCUUUGACAUUGACUACGGAGCAUUUCAUCACACGUUUGAGGUGGUCUCACCUUCCUGCUCAGCACGAGAGCUGUCAUUGGCUGCGGCCAGACUUGAUGCUCACAUCUAUUGGUCCAUAUCCAGCAGGCUGGACGAAGAGCCCACCCUGACCAACCAGGCGGCCAAGCAGCCAGACAGUGGCAAAGGAGGGGAGCCCACCUUCAUUGUGGGAGAGAUGACGGACAUCCAGGAGCAGACAGGACUGGGCGAGCUGAACGGCAGCGUCGCCACCGACCUAUCCGAAUCAGAGGCCUAGAACACAGAAUGUUCACAGAGACCUUCAGUAUAUCGCCCUCUCACCAAAAUAAGUUUGCAAAUCUUUUCUUUUAGGGCAAAUGAGUAGUUUCAUUAGGCCCAGUUCUACAGCGUGUGCCAUAUAUUGUGUUACCAUAUGAGAGUUAAUUUCUGGAGAUUUUUCUGUCUUUAUCUCUAUGUUUAUUUGUUACAAGUGUACUGUAUGUGUGCUAUCUUUUAGCAUUGUCUCGUUAGCUCACCCUUGCCUAUAUUUACAUUUAAAUGACAACACAAUGCUUCAGGUGGGGUCAACAAUAAUAAAUGAUAAUAUAUACAUAUUGUGUAGAAACCUCAAAUUUAAUUAAAUGCAAAGAUUGUUAUGAGAUUUAUAGAAAAUCAUGCAGGUGUUAACAGAGUGGGAAGGUAACACCCAGUAUAUUUAUACUCUGCUAGAAACUUCAUUUGGCUACAGAUCAUCAUGCGGUGCUAGCAACGUGUCUGAAAUAUAUAUUUGACUGACAAAAGAUGAUAAAAGUGGCCAGUGGACAACAAAGCCAAUCCUAUCUCACUCCCAACUCGUCAAAUACGCAAAUAUCACCCUUUAGCACCUGAAUGAGACGCACAAGGCAGAGCAGCAGCUCGACCACGGCUCGACCGCGGCGCUGUAAGAUGACGCAGUAUGAAGAGCACAGGACUUUCACCGAAGAGACCGUGGUUCAUGUCCCGUUCCUGUCCUGCUUAACACUGAGACAUACAAUUUGUAACUCCACCCACAAUCUUUCCAUAAACACUAACUGUCCCAUUCUUGUGCUGCAUGUCAGUUAAACGUACAUUUUUUAAAUGACACCAAAUUGGUCUCGACCCAGAGCGUCAAAAAGUGACGGCAAGAUUCCAAAUCAAGCAUGAGUUAUUUGAAAGACCCACUGUGUCUGACUGUGACACUAAAGGAGACUUUUUGCGUCAGUAACAAAUGCCAAGUCACCUGGCCAAGCGUCCCUUUCAUGACGUGCUGGGAGUGAGAAUGGGUUUCCUGGCCUGGGCGUAUGAUCUCUUAUCUUCUGUAGGCACAGAGUAUUGUUUGUUUGUUUGUUUGUUAAAGAGUAACUUCUGGCUGAAAAGCAGUGUUUUGCUGCCCUCUCCGGUUGAAAGUUUCAUGUUUAAACCUUCUGAACACACCCCAACAGUGAUGUCACUGGUUCCCUAAGUACACCUGUACAUCACUGCAGCGAGGUGAUCAAUCAAACCGCUGGAGGUCAGCAAAAAUGAGAUUAGUUACUCUUCAACAACACCCGUGUGAUUUAGCUGACAUUCCUAACUGCACACUCACAUCAUGGUGACUAGAGUAUCUAACACCUUUAACAUAGAGACAGGUUAACACUCGAGCGUGUCCGUGGCUUCGUUUCAUACCACGUGUGUAGCACAAGGAUGAUCUAUGUUUCCUUCCCAGCCAAGUAGAAAUGAAAAGCACAACAGUGUCCUGCUCAGUUCAGCCCAGAGUCCUGCUUCUGCUGCUGUGUACAAUGUAUAUGUGGCCAUUUUUACUUGAUGUUUUUACUAUGUAAUAUAACACAUCUAUUAGAAUUAAUAAACUGCAGUAUAUUCCAGAA